AGAAAAACAGAAGUUUAUUAAUAUAUUUCAUUUAUAUAUAAGGAACACCCAGAGAAUGAGCAGUUCUCAAAGAAGCAUCUUUGAAUUCCAGCUUGUAUAGCAUCUUCAACAAAGACUAGGAAAUUUUUAGAGAUGUGACAAAGGAAAAGGACUCUAAGUCUCUACAGGCAGUAACUUGGGCUAAGCAAACAAAUAGCAGACGAAAGAUGGUUUUAAAAAAGCUAAUAUUAAUUCCUCUGAUAUCAUUUCAAGGCUAAUGAGGGUCUGAAGCUGUCUUCAGUGGUUAAACUUUGUUCUCCCUGGUAAAGGAGUGGGGCAGGAUACCUUUUCUCUUUCUAAAUCUAUGUCUUGCUUCUGGGUAAAAAGAGGGCAGGUGGACAGCUCUCCUGCAUCUGCUGGUUCUUGUCUUCAGGGCAGAAAUCCUUCAUAUUUGAGAAGGUAUAUUCUGGUCUCCCAUGCAGGAUAGAUGGUUUUGUAUGUUUUGCUGAAUUUAGGUGACACUAUAAGAUGAUAUUCCAGUCUAUUUUAGAAAGUAAAUUUCAUCUAUGGUUGUUUCCUCUGUCCUUCCAUCAAGCUUCUUUCUGAGGCUAAAGGCCUUACUUACCUUUAAUUCCCACUAAAUGUGUAUUGCAUUUAUCUCCCAAUUAAGUUCCACACAUCCAUAAAAUACUAUCUGCUGACAUUACUAGAUCAAAGCAAUCCACUGAGGGCUUUACACAUCUUAACUCAUGCAUUCUCAUUAUCUGUUGUUAGAAACUGGGCCCCACAUCUACCACUUGGCUUAUAAAAACGGCCUUCCAAUCACAAACGCUAUGCAAAGGUAAAAGCACGGGCUUUGGGGCCCAACGAUUCUCUCUCAGCUCUAGGAUCUUUGACAAAUCACUUAUGUUCUUGAGGAUGCCCUGCGUGGCGGUGUUGUCCCGAAGGUCCGGGGGCCGCACAGCACAGCCGGCGAGUGUAGGCCCCACCAGCUAUGUGGAGACAGAGGCUGACCCCUAGUCUACCACCCUGGCGGAAGUGGGAGCACGUCUAUCACGUCCGUUUUUCCGGUCCUCCGCCCGCCAACUUCCGGCUGCAGGUAGGCGCGCGUUCCCUAACGACCUUCCGCGUGGACGGUGGGCCGGUGACGGCGGCGUGUGGAUGGAGGCCUACGCCCUUGGCCCAGCGCGGCGGGGCAGGCGGCGGACCUGGGCCGCCGGCUCCCUGCUCUCUUGGGCCGCCAUCUUCCUCUUUAUCUCCGCCUUCCUGGUGCGGGUGCCCUCAUCAGUUGGACACUUGGUUCGAUUACCAAGAGCUUUUCGCUUGACCAAGGAUUCAGUGAAAAUAGUGGGAUCAACAAGUUUUCCAGUGAAAGUGUAUGUCAUGCUCCAUCAAAAGAGUCCACACGUGUUAUGUGUAACGCAACAACUGAGAAAUGCUGAACUGAUAGACCCAUCAUUCCAAUGGUAUGGGCCUAAAGGAAAAGUUGUUUCAGUAGGAAACCGCACUGCACAAAUAACAUCCACAGGAAGCCUUGUAUUCCAAAAUUUUGAGGAGAGUAUGAGUGGAAUUUAUACAUGUUUCCUCGAAUAUAAACCUACUGUGGAAGAAAUUGUUAAACGUCUUCAACUAAAAUAUGCUAUAUAUGCUUAUCGUGAGCCUCAUUAUUAUUAUCAGUUCACAGCUCGAUAUCAUGCAGCUCCCUGCAAUAGUAUUUAUAAUAUUUCUUUUGAGAAGAAACUUCUUCAGAUUUUAAGCAAACUGCUUCUUGACCUUUCAUGUGAAAUUUCCUUACUUAAGUCUGAAUGCCAUCAUGUUAAAAUGCAAAGAGCUGGUUUGCAAAAUGAAUUGUUCUUUGCAUUUUCAGUUUCAUCUCUAGACACUGAAAAAGGACCCAAGCCAUGUACAGACCAUAAUUGUGAACCUUCCAAAAGACUUUUUAAGGCUAAAAAUCUCAUAGAGAGAUUUUUUAAUCAACAAGUGGAAAUUCUUGGCAGACGUGCAGAACAAUUACCUCAAAUAUACUAUAUUGAAGGUACUCUCCAAAUGGUUUGGAUUAAUCGCUGCUUUCCAGGGUAUGGAAUGAAUAUCCAGCAACAUCCAAAAUGUCCUGAGUGCUGUGUGAUCUGCAGCCCUGGAUCAUAUAAUCCCCGUGAUGGAAUUCAUUGCCUUCAAUGCAAUAGCAGCCUGGUGUAUGGAGCAAAAACAUGCUUAUAAGCCAUUAUCUUCAGUUAUUCAGUGGUUUAUUAAAUGCAAAGUAUAUAUUUGAAAUAUUAACAUAAUAAAUUAUUAUGCCAAAAUUAAUCAUAUUUUAC
This is a messenger RNA of Pongo pygmaeus (Bornean orangutan), 2294 nucleotides long. RefSeq names its product zona pellucida binding protein (gene ZPBP). Gene Ontology annotation, biological process: acrosome assembly; binding of sperm to zona pellucida. The transcript has 8 exons. Bases 1141 to 2196 code for a protein of 351 amino acids. NCBI's taxonomy places the organism in Eukaryota, Metazoa, Chordata, Mammalia, Primates, Hominidae. The record is from RefSeq and is a predicted model, not a curated record. Gene Ontology annotation, cellular component: acrosomal vesicle; extracellular region; zona pellucida receptor complex.